GCCCGGGGUACGGUAGCUCGUCCUUCAGCGUUACUCCUCAUCGACGCCCGCGGGCGAUGUGCCCACCCGCCGGGAUAGCAACGGGUGGACAAGGCGUACGAUGCUUAGGGAUGCUUGGACGAACGACGGUGGGAAAGGCUGGUGGCGAUGGUGGUCCAGGUUGGGCGGAUUGCUGGCGAUGGCGGCGGCUAUAUCCUGUCUCGUUGCCUCGUUUCCGGGCGCCUCGGCCAAUCCGGAAGCGAAGCGUCUCUACGAUGACCUGCUGUCGAACUACAACCGCCUCAUCCGCCCCGUUGGCAACAACAGCGAUCGCCUCACUGUCAAAAUGGGACUACGCCUCUCCCAGCUCAUCGACGUUAACUUGAAGAACCAAAUCAUGACGACAAACGUUUGGGUGGAACAAGAGUGGAACGACUACAAGCUGAAGUGGAACCCGGACGACUAUGGCGGUGUCGAUACCCUUCAUGUACCAUCGGAACACAUUUGGCUGCCGGACAUUGUUCUUUACAACAAUGCCGAUGGGAAUUACGAGGUGACCAUCAUGACCAAAGCCAUUUUGCACCACACCGGGAAAGUCGUUUGGAAGCCACCGGCGAUCUAUAAAUCAUUUUGCGAGAUCGACGUGGAGUACUUCCCCUUUGACCAGCAGACAUGCGUUAUGAAGUUUGGUUCGUGGACUUACGACGGUUACACGGUCGACCUGCGGCAUCUCGCCCAGACCGAGGACUCGAAUGAGAUCGCCGUCGGGAUCGACCUGACCGACUAUUAUAUCUCCGUCGAGUGGGACAUAAUAAAAGUGCCUGCCACGAGAAACGAGGCGUACUACAUAUGUUGCGAGGAGCCCUACCCCGACAUCGUGUUCAACAUCACCCUGCGCCGCAAGACCCUCUUCUACACGGUGAACCUGAUAAUACCGUGCGUGGGCAUAUCCUUCCUGUCGGUGCUGGUGUUCUACCUGCCGAGCGACAGCGGCGAGAAGGUCUCCCUGUCGAUCUCGAUACUCCUCUCGUUGACGGUGUUCUUCCUGCUGCUGGCCGAGAUAAUACCGCCCACGUCGCUGACGGUGCCGCUGCUGGGCAAGUACCUGCUCUUCACGAUGGUGCUGGUGACGCUGUCGGUGGUCGUCACGAUCGCCGUGCUGAACGUGAACUUCCGCUCGCCCGUCACCCACCGCAUGGCCAGGUGGGUGAAGGUGGUGUUCAUCCAGGUGCUGCCGCGGUUCCUCUUAAUCAAACGACCGAAGAAAGACGAGGACGAUGACGAGGAAGACGGCAGGGACGCCGCCGGCAUCGGCAACGGCGGCGAGAUCGAUAACGACGGCGUCGACGACGACGAGGACGACGACGAGGACGAUGUCGAGACGGCGAACGGCAAGCCGCCCGAGGGCAUCCUCACCGAUGUGUUCCAUGUACAAGAGACUGAUAAGUACGAUCCGUACUACGGCAAGCGGUUCAGCGGGGAGUACGAGGUGCCGCCGCACGGCCUGCCACCGGCGGCGACCAGGUACGACCUCGGCGCCGUCGGCACCGUCGGACCCUGCUUCGGGGAGCCACUACCCUCGCUGCCACUGCCCGGGGCGGACGACGACCUCUUCGGCCCGGCUAGUCCCGGCUAUCCUCACGAGGACGUCAGCCCCACGUUCGAGAAGCCGUUGGUACGCGAGAUCGAGAAGACCAUCGACGACGCCCGCUUCAUCGCCCAGCACGCCAAGAACAAGGACAAAUUUGAGAGCGUCGAGGAGGACUGGAAGUACGUAGGGAUGGUGCUCGAUCGGAUCUUCCUGUGGGUCUUCACGUUGGCCUGCGUGAUCGGCACGAUGCUGAUCAUCUUGCAGGCGCCGAGCCUCUACGACACCACGAAGCCGAUCGACAUCAAGUACAGCAAGAUCGCCAAGAAAAAGAUGAUGUUGUUGAACUUGGCAAUCGAGGAGGACUAG
Messenger RNA from Dinoponera quadriceps, 1936 nucleotides. It is a transcript of the gene nAChRalpha1, whose product is annotated as acetylcholine receptor subunit alpha-like 1. NCBI's taxonomy places the organism in Eukaryota, Metazoa, Arthropoda, Insecta, Hymenoptera, Formicidae. Gene Ontology annotation, molecular function: acetylcholine-gated monoatomic cation-selective channel activity; transmembrane signaling receptor activity. Gene Ontology annotation, cellular component: synapse; postsynaptic membrane; neuron projection. Gene Ontology annotation, biological process: signal transduction; regulation of membrane potential; nervous system process. The coding region runs from base 101 to 1936 and encodes 611 amino acids. The record is from RefSeq and is a predicted model, not a curated record. The transcript is spliced from 7 exons.